AUGCAUUUCCGAGGCAGAGAGAAGCAAAUUCAAAGUUUCUAUACAUUUGACAGAUGUAAAAUAAUAUCUGUCUGCUGUGACUGUGGUAACAAGGGGUUGUCAUGGUGUCCUCAUGUUGUCGCUCUUGCCUUAUUUCGUAUCAGACAACCCCACCUAGUGGAUUAUCGCUCACCUAUUUCUGAUGCCCUCGUUCGUAUGAAUCGUAGUCAAUUACAAAAAUUCGCUCAGUAUCUAAUUGCUUCUCAUCCGAAUAAAAUCCUACCCAGUGCACAACAGUUAGCUGACCAACUGCUUCAACCCGAAUCAAAUAUUAAUCAAACUUCAGGUGCACCUGAUCCAACUGCUGGUGGCAGUCUACAAGAUGUAGCCGCCUGGUAUCUUGAUGAAGCUGGUGUUCGAGAACAGCUGCGUGUUGAACUGGCCAAUCUAGCUAGUAAUGGUGCGAUUUCAGGAGGACUAUAUACCGGUGGAGGUCAUCACAACACAAAUACUACUCGGCUGUCAUCUGGAAGAUCUAAUUCUCCAAAUAACCUGUCCUCCGGUUUCGAUUCAUCAGCGCCUCAACAUCCCGCUUCGAAUACUUUCUCAACUUCAGCAUCUUCAUCAUUUACCCAUAGAUCAAAUAAUUCACGUCCAUCACACGCGAAUUCUGCGUCUUCAAUAAGUACGGAUUUUAGUGUUGCUAAUCAAAAUGAUACUGAUUAUAAAUGUCAAACUGAUGUUGGUGUAGACUGGUUACUCAGAUAUCGUAGAUUAACCUUAAAUCAGAAUCUUUUGAUUGGCGGUGGUGUUAGUGGCAGUACAUGCACAAACUCUUGUACAUUAAAUAGUUUAGACCUAGCCUCUGUUGAUCUAAUGCCAGCUCCAAGCCUUGAAUCAAGUCUUCAUCCAGAAUCGACUAACAGUCGUCGGUAUUGCUCUGCUUCAUCGUUUCAUCACCACUGGUCAAAUCCAAUCGAUUUAGAUUUUGGCUUACGUGACAGUUGUAGUGCUGCUGCUAAUACUGAAUCAAGUGGUGGGACACAGAUUGCAGCUAUGUUUGCUAAAGUUCGUGAAUUGUUGGCCAAACGGGAUUCUAAUGGUCCACGCUUGUUGAGUCUCAUAACAGAAGAAUUACUAAGCUGUUCAAAAUUACCUCUUCUGAAAUCCAGGAGAAAUCAAAGGAAUACAACUGUCGACGGAUCUAGUCGAUUACAAACAAAUGUUACACCCGGUUUACUUGAUAGUCAGCAGUCAUCUGAUCGCAAUUACUCUAAUGAAAACUCGUCAUCCAAUGGUUAUGAUCAUAGUUCUUCGCAUUCGUUUAGUCAGCCUCCACCAUGGACUGUAAGACUAUGGGAAGAAGUGUCCCUGCUGUGGACGUGUGUAGUUUUGAGUCCCGAUUGUAGUAAUGAGGCGAAACGACAAUGGCGCUGUCGAUUUCUAACAUGGGCUCGCUCUAACCGUUGUCCUCGUGAUGAGUCGUAUUCAAUUCCUAGUCAUCUUUUAACAUCUAUUCAUGAGUCAGGUGAGGUUGAUGAAGACGGUCCCGCGCAAAACCAACAAGCACAACAACAGCAGCAACAACCACAGUCUUGUCAGCCAUCAACGCGUUCUUAUCGACGUGCUUCGAUAUUUCGUCUGCCAAUUGAAGUUAGUUAUAUGUCAUGGGAUGAUAUCUGGUUAAAUCAUCUUUUGUCUAUCCAUGAUGUGAAGUCAGAUAAACAGGAGGAAUCUAAUGAAGAUAUACACGUUAGCCGACACAGUCAUUCAGGAAAUAUUUUUAUGGAGGACAACAGUGAUUGUGAUAGAGUAUUUAGACGACCAUCCUCGGUGACACCAAGAAAAUCGAAUGGAUUCAGUCGACCACUCCUGUCGAAUUCACCUAGAGAAUGUCAAUGUCCUUAUUGUGAUUUUUCAGCACCUCUGAAUGAACCCUUCCCUUUAUUAUGUUUACGGGUUGCUGCAUUAAGAAGUAAUGGUUAUUUAAGUCAAGCACUACAACUUGCUGUUUUCAUUAGUCAACGUUUCUUACGUUCAGUUAAAAAUAAAACUUCAUUGGCUGCUGCUACAAUAGCUAAUACUGUUAUGCGUACUCCACCACAGCAGUCAUCAUUUCCUUCUCAUAUUCCAUGGAGUAAUAACUGCCAUCCCAAUGACAACAUUGUAGCACGUCGUAUGUUGUUUAAUACACAGUCUAAUGGUGGUGCGCAAGGAUUGCGUAUCAAUGGAAUGAGUCCCCACAGUGGACUGUAUUCAGGAUCACGAUAUAUGUCUCCAAGCAAUAUGCCCCAUCCGCCUCAAUGA
Molecule: messenger RNA, 2286 nt
Organism: Heterobilharzia americana
Lineage: Eukaryota; Metazoa; Platyhelminthes; Trematoda; Strigeidida; Schistosomatidae
Source: the annotation of a GenBank genome assembly